This is a messenger RNA of Stylophora pistillata, 431 nucleotides long. RefSeq names its product elongation factor 1-delta. The record is from RefSeq and is a predicted model, not a curated record. Gene Ontology annotation, biological process: translational elongation. Gene Ontology annotation, molecular function: translation elongation factor activity; guanyl-nucleotide exchange factor activity. Gene Ontology annotation, cellular component: eukaryotic translation elongation factor 1 complex; cytosol. Lineage: Eukaryota; Metazoa; Cnidaria; Anthozoa; Scleractinia; Pocilloporidae.
UCUUACCUACAAGAAGUUCUCUUUACUAUACUUCGCGGAAGCGAGUGUGUUUCUCAGAAAGUCGAUGUAAUUGAUUGCUCGUUUGAAAGUCAAAAUGAGUGCUGCCAUGCUUUGUGAAUCAAUCUGGAUCGACAGGCCUAAAUAUGAAGAAGCAGAGGCACACUACCAAAGAUUUCUCUCGGGAGCUGUCGGCGGAUCACAUGGCUUAGAGAAAAAGGGUUCAAGCUUUUCUCCAGUCCAAGAGAUAGCAAAUGCCCGUAAAAAAAUCCAACAGACUCUAAACACGGCACCAACUUCCACAAUGGCUUCUGCUGGAGGAGAUAAUCGCAUUGCUCAGUUAGAGGAGGAAAACCGUGAACUUAAGAAAGUCACUGAAGAAUUAAGGACUGCCCUUCUGAAGCUCACACUGCGAGUUGAUCAACUUGAAAAAG